Molecule: messenger RNA, 724 nt
Organism: Copidosoma floridanum
Lineage: Eukaryota; Metazoa; Arthropoda; Insecta; Hymenoptera; Encyrtidae
Gene: Tapdelta
Product: Translocon-associated protein delta
Cellular component (GO): endomembrane system; endoplasmic reticulum; membrane
Source: RefSeq, a predicted model, not a curated record
CAGUGCCGCAACAAACGCAUCUUUAUCUCGACGUGUCGUGUACCUCCAGCUGUUUCCCACUUGCUUAGAAUGAAAUCGUUUGCCGUAAUCUUCUGCUUCGCCCUGGCGGUGGCUUUGGCUGUGGCCGAUACCUGCUCCAAGCCAGAAGUCACUGCGUCCGCUUACGUUACCGAAGAUGCGACAGUUUUGACUAUGGUCGCCUUCACCACGCAAUUUACUCUCAAAUGUUCUAACGGAGUCAAGGGUAUUUCUCUGUAUGCCGAAGUCGAGGGCAAAUCACUGCCAGCUGUAAAGCUCAGCUCCGACAACAAGUACCAGGUUUCUUGGACUGAUGACAUCAAGAAGGCAAGAUCAGGUGAUUACAAUGUCAACCUUUAUGACGAAGAGAGCUAUUCAGCUAUCCGUAAGGCUAUCAGAAACGGAGAAGAUCCAAGCAGUAUCAAGCCCUUGGCUGUUGUGGUGCUGAAUAACCCAGGAGUUUACACUGGACCCUGGAUCAACUCUGAACUGUUAGCUGCCCUCCUUGCUGCUCUCGUUUCAUAUGCGGCUUUUUUUGCUAAAUCUAAACUUUUAGUGUAAAAAAAAAAAAAAAAACUAGGCCUUUAUGUUUUGUAAAAAAAUUUUUUUAAGUAAAUUAUAAAUAACGUAUAAAUGACGAAAGUUUGUACGAGGCAAGAUCCUCUCAAAGAGAAUCUUAUGAAUAAAAAAACUUGUUAUACAAAAA